AUGGAUCAGAUGUGGAACAGAGACCUGCAAACUUUCAUCUGCCCUUUUGGUGGAACAGCUACGGUUAUGGAAAGUCUGCAUCUCUUACGGUCACUGCGUUUCUUAUUUUGUGGAUCUUUUCCGGUCUUGAGUGUAUGGUUGAGUGUUCCUACAUUCAAAAAGCUGAUCGAAAAUGAGGUACUUUCUGAGUUUGCUGCAAUAUCCAAAGAAGCAUAUCUUGUUCUUGAGACUUUGACUAAAAGACUUCCGAAUUUUUAUUCCUCAAGCCAUGCUGAGGAGUUUGGCUUUGAAGAGGAAAUUUGGUGUUGGAGCCGUGUUGGUCCUCUUGUCGAUUUAGCCCUUGACUGGACAUUGGUGAAAGAUAUUUCACCCAUAUCAAGCUUUUUAGACAACCUAAACGGAGAAAAUGUGUAUAGUGCAUCACAGGUUUCAUCGUUGAAUUCGUUAUUGUGGGUGAUUUCUUCAGUUAUCCACACUAUUUCAGGUGUACUGGAAGCAGUCCUUCCUGUUGAUAAUAAAGACUGUAGCAGUAGUGGGUGUUUGCCAUGGCUGCCUGACUUUGUCCCUAAGAUUGGAUUAAAGCUCAUCAAGAAUGGACUUUUCGUUCAAUCUGUGGAAACAGGUGACGGAGGGGAUUCUUUCCUACAUUUUUUAUGUCAUCUCAGGAAUAAAUUUGGACUUGAAACAACAUUGGCUUCUGCUUCUUGUCUUCAAGGUUUGGUCCAAGUUGCUGUUUCCGUGGAUAAGUUAAUCAAGUUAGCUAAGCAUGAGAAGCUCAACACUAUGUCAUCGCACUACGCCAUUAUUUCAAAUGACGAGCAAAUUCUCACUGUUGGGUUAUCCGAGUCUUCUCUGAAAGAUCUAAGAGCUUUGUUUGCUUCAAUCAAGCCUAAUAAUGUGCAGCUGAUUGAGACUUUUGGUAGAGGUGGGCCUGCUCCGGGGGUUGGUGUAGGUUGGGGAGCCUCGGGUGGAGGUUUUUGGUCUAAAACCAUUUUAAUGGCUCAGGUGGAUGCGAGAUUGAUCACUAGCUUGGUUGAGGUUUUUCAGAAUUCCUCUGGAGAAGAGUUGUCAACCAUUGAACAUUUGCAGCACUUCAUGCAAAUGAUGAAUUCUACUCUUGGAGUUUGUUUGGCUGCAGGACCUAGGGAUGGACUGGUAGUCGAUAAACUGUUUGAUCUUCUCCUCCAUAUUCCUGUCCUGAAGUGCCUUGAUGUUGUCAUGCACCAGUUUCUUUGUGUUACUGAGGGUAUAAAACCGUUUGAUUGGAAGUAUGAAGAAGAGGAUUAUCAGCUUUUUUCGGCUGUUUUAGCCUCGCACUUUAAAGACAGAUGGCUUUCUGUGAAAACAAAGCCUAAAGGAACGGAAGAAAGUCAUCACGCUAAGAUAGAUGCGCUUAAGAAAGGAAAUAAUGUCCUUCUCGACACAAUUCAUGAGGAAUCGGAUAGUUCUCUGUGUGCAGUUUCUCUCACGCAGCAAUGGGCUUAUCAGAGGUUGCCGCUUCCGAUGCAGUGGUUUCUCAGUCCCAUUUCCAUUAUGCACAACAAGAAAGAUUCUAGGAAAGUCGAUUUUCAGCAGGAGCAGGUGGAUUUAGUUGAAGUUGCAAAGGCUGGACUUUUCUUUCUUUUAGGUCUGGAAUCGACGUCUGCCUUCCUUAAUGCGGAAUCCUGCUCGUUUAUUCGGGCUGUACCCGUUAUUUGGAAGUUGCACGCUUUGUCUGUGAUAUUAAUUGAUGGAAUGGCUAUUCUUGAGGAUCAGAAGAGUAAGGAUGUCUUCCGAACGCUGCAAAAUAUUUAUGGUCAAUUUUUCGAUAACUUACCUAUAGCGGAUACGAGAGGAACUGUAAAAGCCAGUGGACUUUUGCUAUUUCAUUCAGAGGUGAAUGAGAACUACUCUACAUUUGUUGAGAUGCUAGUUGAGCAAUUUGCUGCUGAAUCGUAUGGCGACCUGGUAUUUGGUUGUCAAGUCUCUGUCUAUUUGCGCCGGCAUGUUGAAGCUUCUGUUAAGCUUGCAACCUGGAAUGCGCUGCUCAAUGUUCGUGCUCUUGAACUAUUGCCACCUGUCGACAGCUGUUUUGGUGAAGCUGAUGGGUAUCUUGAACCCGUUGAGGAUGAUGAGAAGCUUCUGGAAGCUUAUGUAAAGUCAUGGGUUUCUGGGGGGCUUGACAGAGCAGCAAGUAGAAGAUCAGUUUCAUACACAUUGGCCUUGCAUCACCUUUCAUCUUUCAUCUUUGCUGAUAGCACUGCCGAUAAGCUAUUGCUCCGUAAUCAGCUAGCGAAAUCUCUCUUGCGUGACUAUACACGUAAUGUGCAGCAGCGUCAGGGCAUGAUGAUGAAUUUGGUUCAAUACAAGAAGAAGCCCGGUGAGGAAGGCUUUGAGGUUGGAAAUAGAUUACAAGUACUAAAAGAUGCAUGUGGAGGGGACUCCUCAUUGCUGAAGGAAGUGGAAAAGCUGAAAUUGUUGUUACUCAGUGAAGCAGAACUAACUGCCUGCAGGCGAUAUCUUGGCAGUUGUAUUGGUAAACUGAGUUGGUCUUACAUAGACGUGAAUGUUGCUCUCGUUGGAAGAAGAAAAUCAUGUGAAGGAGUUGGUGGUGUUGAUAGAAUCUCGUUGGACGGGGGACGUUUCAUAUGGGUGCAUGAAUUUGUUUUCAUGAAAUAA
Messenger RNA from Oldenlandia corymbosa var. corymbosa, 2658 nucleotides. The record is from the annotation of a GenBank genome assembly. NCBI's taxonomy places the organism in Eukaryota, Viridiplantae, Streptophyta, Magnoliopsida, Gentianales, Rubiaceae.